This is a messenger RNA of Solea senegalensis (Senegalese sole), 1637 nucleotides long. It is a transcript of the gene rbms1b, whose product is annotated as RNA-binding motif, single-stranded-interacting protein 1. The transcript has 13 exons. The record is from RefSeq and is a predicted model, not a curated record. Gene Ontology annotation, molecular function: poly(A) binding; mRNA 3'-UTR binding; poly(U) RNA binding. Lineage: Eukaryota; Metazoa; Chordata; Actinopteri; Pleuronectiformes; Soleidae. Gene Ontology annotation, cellular component: cytosol; nucleus; ribonucleoprotein complex. The coding region runs from base 248 to 1435 and encodes 395 amino acids.
UGAAGGCAGCGGUGGGGCUGGGCCGUCGAAGUUGGGACAAUCUACGGGGUUUUCUGUCGCUAAAGAGUCGACGACAAAAAGGACAUGUACACUGCUAAUAUGUACACAGACCUAUUUUCGUGUCUUUUAGUGGAGUAAGGAGGAUACACGUACCCAUUUUUUCUACUUGUAUGAUAAGUUUGAUAUAUUUCAAAAGACAUUUGUAGCUAAACUAAAAAAAGAAACACCCUCCAUUUUCGAACUGAGGAUGAUUUUUGCUAAUACUGGAAACCCACUAAGGACCCCAUAUCGCAAACAGCCACUUGUUGCCCCAUCGUCACACCCCAUGGCUCCACCCAGCCCGAGCACCAACAGCAGCACCAACAACAGCAGCAGCAGUAGCACUGCAGGCUGUGACCAUCUCAGCAAAACAAACCUCUACAUCCGAGGCCUGUCCCCGUCAACCACAGAUCAUGACUUGGUCAAGCUCUGUCAGCCGUAUGGCAAAAUUGUAUCAACAAAGGCUAUCCUGGACAAGACUACAAACAAAUGUAAAGGAUAUGGCUUUGUGGAUUUCGACAGCCCUGCUGCAGCUCAGAAAGCCGUGGCUGCCCUGAAGACUACUGGCGUCCAAGCUCAGAUGGCAAAGCAACAAGAGCAAGACCCCACAAACUUGUAUAUCUCCAAUCUGCCUCUGUCUAUGGAUGAGCAAGAGCUAGAGAAUAUGUUGAAGCACUUUGGCCAGGUCAUAUCCACACGCAUCCUGAGGGACUCCAGUGGAGCCAGCAGAGGAGUGGGCUUUGCCAGGAUGGAGUCAACUGAAAAAUGUGAUGCCGUCAUUUCUCACUUCAAUGGAAAGUUCAUCAAGAUCCCAGCAGGCGUUCCAGCUCCCUCUGAACCCUUGCUGUGCAAGUUUGCUGACGGAGGGCAAAAAAAGAGACAAAGUCUGAGUAAAUUUGGUCAGAAUGGGCGAGGCUGGUUAAGGGACAGUGACUCAAGACUGGCUGGAAUGACGCUCACAUAUGACCCCAGUGCAGCUGCUAUGCAAAAUGGAUUUUUCCCACCAGCAUAUAGUAUUUCAAACAGGAUGAUUGCUCAAACGUCCAUGUCUCCUUAUAUGUCUCCUGUUUCUGCAUACCAGGUGCAGAAUCCAUCCUGGGUGCCUCAGCAGCAGUACAUAAUGCAGCACCCAGGUACAGUGCUAUCGCCCUCCAUGGACCCAUCUAUGUCACUGCAGCCUACUUCCAUGAUGUCCCCCCUCACACAGCAGAUGACUCACCUGUCUCUGGGUAGCGCAGGAACGUUCAUGGCUGCCAACACCGCUAUGCAAGGAGCAUAUAUCCCACAGUAUGCACACAUGCAGACAAGUUCAGUCCCUGUGGAGGAUAACGGCGCACAGUCACAAAUGGACUCAUCCAGGAAUCACUCCCCAUAUUCAUACCAACAAACCAAGUAGUGUUGCGGUAACUCCUGAACGACAGCUGAAGCAAUCGUGUCAUGAACAAAAUGGGCGCUAAGGAUCUUUUCACUGUUUUGCACAGGUUCUGCAAAUAUUUAAGUGAGACUUAUAUUUUUGGCAUAAUUUUCAGAGGAAAUCAUCAAAUUAGUCAAAUUAUAUUUAAAAAAAAAAAAAAAAAUUUUUUUUUGAUACUUCAAUG